AUAAUGUUUCGUUCAGUCAAGUUCAAGCGAGUCUAGCGUUCUGACCGUCACCGUCGUCAUCAUUAUAUUUACGAUUACGGCGGAAUCGUUGCUCCCACGCGUUCCCUACUAUUCAUGAAACCGUCGAGGAACCUGAAAAUCGUGAUCCAGUGAUCUACGCGUACGGCACGGUAACGUUUCGCUCCAAGAGUGCAUUUCUUCUAUCCAACUUUUCAACGUGUUCUGCUAUACACGCAUGUAUUUUUAUGUAUAACGAAUUUUGAGUAUUCGUUCAAACAAGUAUAUCAAGAUAGUUAUGCUGCAUGCAUAUCUUCAGUGACAUUCGUUACGUUUUCAAAUUUGAUUUGUGUUAAAGUUGGAUGAUGCUACCAAUUAAGGACGAAGGAAUAAUCGCAAAUUCGAAAAUAGAUUCUUCGAUCAAUAUUUGGUUUUAUCUCAGCAUUGAAUUUUUGAUUGGCGCUAUAAUUUCUGGUUUUUUAAGUAUUCUUAAUACUAUAAAAUCACUGCUACCAAAGCCACCGAGGAGUCUGGCCGGCGAUGUAGUCUUAAUUGCUGGUAUUUCGUCGACGCUCGGCGAAUCCCUCGCCGAGAAAUUCAUAAAAGGCGGAUGUUCCGUGAUCUGCAUGGAUAAGGAUCUUAGAUACGUUGAAGAGAUAAUCGCCAGAUUGAGAUCGCGAUGUUGCAGGGUGGAGGGAAUCGGACCAAAUUACAGGAAACACGAGUUGGAAAAUGAAAAACCUAUAAUAAUGACGUACGAAUGCGAUCUAUUGGAUCGUAAUGCUAUCCGCGAGAUUGCCAGGAAGAUCGAAGACGAUAUUGGGGGCAUCGAUGUCCUGGUGACUUGUGCUGGCCAGCCUAAUCAAGAUAUUUUCGACAUGGCUAGCACAACUCUCAUGAGCCACUAUUGGACGAUGCUAGCAUUUUUGCCUUUGAUGUUGCGACGUGAUAGAGCGUACGUUGUCGGAGUUACGCCGGUUGCAUCCUCUCAGGAUGUAUACUUGGGUUCGAGAGCAGCAAUCGCCGGUCUGAUGGAAAGCUUGGGUCAAGAAUUGAGCGAUCACAGGAGUCACCUCACCUUUCUGGCAGUUUCACCAGUAGCGGGACAUGAUUAUACGAGACAAAAAGAGCAACAAGUGGCUGAGGAAGUCGUACAAGCGGUCAGCAGGAAUCAGAGCGUUAUCGAUGUUAGUUGGUGUUCGAAAAUGCUAUACAGAAUAAGUUGCAUGAUCCAUAGUGGAAUAACAACGGUCACACAAUGGCUUCACACGCAGGGAUGCGAUUAUUCUUUUUAAAUUCCGUACUUGCUCAUGGAGCGUGAAACAUUCCAGUGUUAGCCACCGACAUGAGUGUGGGAAUUUGUGUUUUCUAUCAGCGAAUUCGCUCGAGAUGGAUAGCAAAAAGUUUUAAUGGUCGUUCAGAAGACGAGCAGCAAGUAUUUUCUCACGAUUUGUGUGAAUCGGUAAAUUUAUCCAGAUAUAUUCAAAUCAAUUAAUUGUUCAUAAACAAAAUAAAAAAAGCAUUAAAAAUUAACAUUAAUUAA
Camponotus floridanus (Florida carpenter ant) is the source of this 1540-nucleotide messenger RNA. Its product is annotated as estradiol 17-beta-dehydrogenase 11. The transcript is spliced from 7 exons. Gene Ontology annotation, molecular function: oxidoreductase activity, acting on the CH-OH group of donors, NAD or NADP as acceptor. The coding region runs from base 360 to 1292 and encodes 310 amino acids. NCBI's taxonomy places the organism in Eukaryota, Metazoa, Arthropoda, Insecta, Hymenoptera, Formicidae. The record is from RefSeq and is a predicted model, not a curated record.